GAAGAUUUUUUGCUUUAAGGCAACAAGAAAGGCUGUCUGUAAAGCGAAGCUUGGGAGAACAUAAAAUCUGCCAGUUGGAUAGCUGUGGGAACUGCAUUGUCUGGCUUCAUGAUUCCCGCUGUGUAGCAGUCUCAUCCCUUCUCUGAUAGAUUCCCUCUAUCUCUCUCCCUUUUAACCCAUCCUCUGAAGCAUCUGGAGCCAGCCAUGUUUGGCACCGAGUCGUCAUUGAGUAUGUUUUUGAACACAUUAACACCCAAAUUCUACGUUGCCUUGACAGGCACUUCUUCGUUAAUCUCAGGGCUUAUUUUGAUAUUUGAAUGGUGGUAUUUUCGAAAGUAUGGAACAUCCUUCAUCGAGCAAGUCUCUGUGAGUCACUUGCGCCCUCUGCUGGGUGGGGUGGACAACAAUUCUCCCAGUAACUCAAAUGCAACCAAUGGGGACUCAGAUUCAAACAGACAGAGUGUUUCAGAAUGUAAAGUCUGGCGAAAUCCCCUAAAUCUGUUUAGAGGAGCUGAAUAUAACCGAUACACCUGGGUGACUGGAAGAGAACCAUUGACAUAUUACGAUAUGAAUCUUUCAGCACAAGAUCAUCAAACGUUUUUCACAUGUGAUACUGACCAUUUAAGGCCUGCAGAUGCCAUAAUGCAAAAGGCUUGGAGAGAAAGAAACCCACAAGCCAGAAUUUCUGCAGCGCAUGAAGCUUUAGAGUUAAAUGAGUGUGCCACUGCUUAUAUUCUCUUGGCAGAAGAGGAAGCAACAACUAUUGUGGAAGCAGAAAAACUGUUUAAACAGGCCCUGAAAGCAGGUGAAGGCUGCUACAGGCGUAGCCAACAAUUACAGCACCAUGGUACCCAAUAUGAAGCUCAGCACAGACGGGACACUAAUGUAUUAGUCUACAUUAAAAGGAGGCUGGCAAUGUGUGCAAGAAAACUGGGGAAAACCAGGGAAGCUGUGAAAAUGAUGAGAGAUUUGAUGAAGGAAUUCCCGCUUCUUAGCAUGUUCAACAUCCACGAAAAUUUGCUAGAAGCUUUGCUGGAGUUACAAGCCUAUGCAGAUGUCCAAGCUGUUUUAGCAAAAUAUGAUGAUAUAAGUUUACCAAAAUCAGCAACAAUAUGCUACACAGCUGCCCUUCUCAAAGCCAGAGCUGUCUCUGACAAAUUUUCUCCAGAGGCAGCUUCAAGAAGAGGUCUCAGCACAGCAGAAAUGAAUGCAGUGGAAGCUAUUCAUCGAGCAGUGGAAUUUAAUCCACAUGUGCCAAAAUAUCUUCUAGAAAUGAAAAGCUUAAUAUUACCCCCUGAACAUAUUUUGAAGCGAGGUGACAGUGAAGCAAUUGCGUAUGCUUUCUUUCAUCUUCAGCAUUGGAAAAGAGUUGAGGGCGCUCUGAAUCUCUUACAUUGUACGUGGGAAGGCACUUUCAGAAUGAUUCCUUAUCCUUUGGAAAAAGGGCACCUUUUUUAUCCUUAUCCCAUUUGUACCGAAACAGCAGAUAGAGAACUUCUCCCGUCGUUUCACGAAGUCUCGGUUUACCCCAAGAAAGAACUUCCAUUCUUUAUUCUGUUCACUGCCGGACUAUGUUCUUUCACAGCUAUGUUGGCCCUUCUGACGCAUCAGUUCCCAGAACUAAUGGGCGUGUUUGCAAAAGCAUUUCUUAGUACUCUCUUUGCUCCUUUGAACUUUGUGAUGGAAAAAGUGGAAAGCAUCCUGCCCUCCAGUCUCUGGCAUCAGCUAACAAGGAUCUGAAGGAAAACAGUUCUUCAAUGACUGCCGUAUUUUCUGUGCCAACUCCCUGUUGACUACCAGAAAGCAUGAUUUCUCUUUUAGGAGAGAACCCGUUUUAAGCUCUUCAUAAAUUGUCUGUUAUCAUACAUUUUUGUUGUACAAAAUACAUUGAUGUUUGAUUCUAUUUUGCUUUCAAAAACAAAAAACAACAACAAAAAAAAAUAAACUUUUGUG
Messenger RNA from Pseudonaja textilis, 1953 nucleotides. RefSeq names its product suppression of tumorigenicity 7 (gene ST7). NCBI's taxonomy places the organism in Eukaryota, Metazoa, Chordata, Lepidosauria, Squamata, Elapidae. The record is from RefSeq and is a predicted model, not a curated record.